This is a messenger RNA of Somion occarium, 2337 nucleotides long. The record is from the annotation of a GenBank genome assembly. Lineage: Eukaryota; Fungi; Basidiomycota; Agaricomycetes; Polyporales; Cerrenaceae.
ACGAUUUCAAGAAGAGUAUGGAGAAAGACAAGAUGUCUACGAUCUCGUCGACAACCGUGACGACUACGGUGUAUGAUCAUAGCGUUAAGACGAGUCCGGGGAAGGGGUCAUCUCUUUCCGUUGCGAGCUCCUCAGCCACGAUUGGCCGUGACAUUUAUCGGCAAUUCGUUACGUACCCUCAAGACGUGUCCAUUCCUUCUAUUCGUGAUCUAGCAACCCGUUCUCUUGUGGGCAGGAUUCGCGUACGUUUGCGACUUUGGAGAAUAUCCUCCCGAAUCCGGAAAUCCCAAAACAUUCCUGAUCAAUUCUACGAGGAUCUUAUCGAACUGCAGAGACCAUCGGCGUAUUCCUCUGCUGUCAGUUCUAAAGCUUGGAAUCUUCUCAUCAAGCAGAUCGUUCCGUCCAGUAUCAGGGCAAUCGUCGAUAUUCUGUUGACGUUCUCCAGACAAGACGUUGUUUCCUUGCUCAGUCGUUUGGCACUUCUCGAUGACAUGCGGACCCCUUGGCGGGGGUCGAAACCUUCUCUAUUUUGCCUAAUAUUUCGAGAGUUGCAGCGGAGAACUGAUGGUUUGGAUGUCGUCAACAGCGGAUUCACUCUCACCUCCGUGGCCUCGCUGCUAACUCGACGGCACCAAGUCCAGUCAAAUCUACCUAUUCAUCGGUUCUUGGAUGCCCUCAUCAAGAGUAUAUCUUCCUCUUCAGACGUUUUCUCCGUUCUGCAAGACUGGGAUAUGCCGUUGGCUGGCCAGUGUUUCCUUCAAUUUAUCCUCACCAGUCCACAUAAUAAGGACUAUACCCACUUCAUGGUCGACUAUAUCAUGGCAUGUAUACACGCGUUCGUCCCUCGUCUAUCUUCAGAACUCUAUAGGACUGUUGUCUUGAACAACCAUCCAUCUCUACUCGAGAUGCGUAGCAGCCUAGUGGUAUCCGAUAUGCAUCCCAUGUUACCAUUCAUCAGGUUUGCCUCGCAUCUCGCAUUUCAUAGUUCCCUCGCAACAGAUCUGUUCAUCGAGACAGGAGUCUUGCACAUCAUCUCCAAACUCUGGCUUUACGGCAUCCCGAGUCCUAACGCUGUCAGCCCGCUGAAUAGCCCAGACGACUGGAAAGUCUUUUCAGCGGGGAAGAACAAUGACAUGCGUGUCGCUUGUCUCCUCUUGCUCGGAGCAUUCAUUCGACAUCGGCCAACAAUUUGGGAAUUUGUGGACUAUCUUCUUUACAUGCAAAUCAAUGUCUUUUGUGUGCCUACGAUAGAUGCACGUUUUCCCGAGAUGUAUCCGGAGGAUUGGACGAAACACACCGUUAUACCGCCCUUGUCGUUGUUCCUCACGGAAGCAUGCGUGGCAAACGGCGUCAAGAUCAAUGGCAAUGUUACGGGAGUCAUUGGGCGAUCGUGGACUCACGCAAUGAACCUACUGUCGGUGCAAGCCACGAGCAAAGGAGCGAUACAGGCCAAGGACAUCGCUGUCCGCAUCCUCCUUUCUUGCGCCUCCACUUCCGAGGAGCACUGGCGUCCAGUUAUCGAGUUUUUCUAUAGCUGGCAGUAUACCCGGAUUUUCAAAGCAUUCUCCUAUAUCAUCAACGACUACCUCCGAGCUACCGCGAGCGACAUAUACGCGGACCACUUCACUUUACCAGGUUCGACUGUCACCUUCCUCCAGAGACUGCACGCCAAUGCAAAAACGCGCGGGUCGGAAGUGACAAAUCCCAUUGAUAGGUUCAUCAUGUUGACUCGUCAAAUUGCCACAAGUUGUCGACCAUACGCUUUAGCAUUACGAGACGCAGGCAUGCCAGAUUUGCUCAAAGCGGUCCUUGACGGUAGGUACGACAAAUUCUUCACGGAAGAACGCGAGCUUCCACCUACCCCUUCCGACGACUCUACGAUCGCGGAUGAGAACUCUGUUCAUUCUAUCCAUUCCUCCACCUUAAGCAGAAGCCACUCGACUCCAGUCAAGCGCACUCCUUUCCAGGUCCGAGCGCGGGUAUGCAAUCAAAUGCUACUUGAGCUUGAGAGCACGAAUAUGAUGGACAAGUGCACGUACUCCGAACAUGCACUUCCGGGGGAGGCCAAUGGACGCAGUUCCUGAUGCCACAAUGAGGGGACUAGAGAAAAUCUAUAGGGAGACAUUGCAUGACGAGUAGAAAGCGUAGUAGAUGUAGCGGGAACAAAGCCCUUGUGCGGGAAUAUAACUUACUGUUGGAUGGUGUACGACGUCAGAACAUCCCGAUAUAUUAUUUAUAGCAUGUUAGCGAUUGACUGCCGCGUUGGCGUAGUGGUAGCGCGUCGCACUUGUAAUGCGAAGGUCACUCGUUCAACCCGGGUACGUGGCAUAGAUGGAA